Arabidopsis arenosa is the source of this 3390-nucleotide messenger RNA. The record is from the annotation of a GenBank genome assembly. Lineage: Eukaryota; Viridiplantae; Streptophyta; Magnoliopsida; Brassicales; Brassicaceae.
AUUAUCAGAUUAUUUAGCAGCUAAACUUGCAAAAACAGUUUGACCAAAAAGUAAAAGAAUUUGUAGAACAGAACACCUAAUGGCGUCGGUAAAGUUUCCGUGGGAGUUGGAGGAAGAGAUACUGUCUCGGCUUCCACCUCGAUCUCUUGUUCGGUUCAGAUCCGUAUGUAAACACUGGAACGAUCUUUUCAACGACAAAACGUUCGUCAACAACCACUUGGCUCGUGCCCGUCCCCAAUUCAUCAUCCUGACCGAAUCGAAGAAGAUGUACUCGAUAGACAUCGAUAUGGGCGGAACAAUAGAGGUGCGUGAGCUAUCCUAUGAUUUUCAUUGUCAGCCUAUGAAGACGAAAUUUACAACUAUCAUGGCUUGCGAUGGGUUAUUGUUUCGUGAAUUUUGGAAACAAGGUGUUGCGGUUUGGAAUCCGUGGUUGAGACAGGUUGGAUGGAUCGAGUACGAGGAUAAAGGUUUCCAUAUUUGUGGUGUAGGAUACGAUAGUUGUAGACCCGAAAAGGGUUACAAGAUCUUGGGGUAUAUUAAUUGUAUCCGUAGAGUCAGCGACUCUCUCCAGGAAGGUUAUGACAAAGUUGCGAUCUACGAGUGUGCUUCUCAGGCGUUGAAGUUUAUUGAUACCCCUUUCAACCACUGUCCCACUAAGGAUCCUUUGUCCGUGAACGGGAAUCUUUAUUGGCUUGCUCAGAAUCGCGAGACUCUUGAGUAUUUCAUCCAAACCUUUGAUUUCUCCGUGGAGAUAUUCAAACCCUUUUGUCUCCUGCCGUGUCGGAAGGACUAUUGUAGCAAUGAACUUGUCCUGGCGGUUUUUGAGGAAGAUCGGUUUUCGUUGUUAAAGCAAUCCUUCGAAACAAGGAAGAUUGAGAUUUGGGUAUCGAAGAUGAAGAUUGAUAGAGAGGAGGAGGUGGUGUGGAUAAAGUUGAUGACUUUGCCAACAACCAACUUGCCUAAGCUAGAUUAUAAGUAUUGUGGCAUUAGUUACUUCAUCUUUGAAGAGACCCUAAUCAUGUGUUGUGGCGACGACGAAACUGGAGCGGCUUGCAUCUAUAUGGUGAGGGGAGAUAUGUUCAAGAAGAUUCAGAUAGAUUCUGGGAUUGUUCGGUUUUCUCAGACUCGUACCGUUUCCCUCUCAAACCUUUCUUCCUCCGUUGACGGAUUUGAAAAUUCAACUGUGGUUUUUGGCUACACAGGUCCUCUUCGAACUCGGAGACAUCCUCCGUUACUUCAACUGAGUGGUCCUCUUUACUCUACUUGCAAACCUGAACCUCUCUUUCUUCCUCUUCCUUCUUCUGGUUCUUCUGAUUCCGUUGGUGUCUCUUCUCAGCCUGAGAGGGAUCCUUCUUUUUCUGCUCUUGAACACAAAAACUCCUCAGACGAUGAGUCCCUUUUGAAAUACGCAAAUCUCUUGGGAUCUGGACAAUUAGGGAUGUGUAAUGAUCCUUACUGUACUACUUGCCCUUCUGAUUACUUCCGUAAAACAGCUCAAACCCCUACUCCCAGAGUUUCUGCCAUUUUUUAUUCCCCGUUCCAUAAUGCUCUGUAUGAUGAUGCUAAAGAUUGGGCGAGGAGAUUUGCUUCCUCUGUUAAUAGAUACUUACCUGGAAUCAUGAAUCCUCAUGCCAAAGAGGUUCAAACCUGGACUAAAUUCUUCGCCUUUUCAUGCUUGUUAGCUAUUUUUAUAGAUCCUCUCUUCUUCUUCCUCAUAAAAGUUCAAGAGCAAAACAAAUGCAUUAUGAUUGAUUGGCCGAUGGCUAAAGCUUUGGUAGCUGUUAAAAGUGUAACAGAUAUUAUAAUCUCUGUGAACAUUCUGCUUCAGUUCCGAAUGGCCUAUGUAGCUCGUGAGUCUACGGUAGUUGGUGCUGGCCAGUUAGUUAGUCAUCCCAAAAAAAUCGCCCUUCAUUACUUUAGAGGAAAGUUUUUCCUUGACUUGUUCAUAGUGAUGCCACUUCCACAGAUAUUGAUAUUAUGGAUAAUACCAGAACACUUGGGGGCAUCUGGGACAUCCGGGGCAAACUGCACGAAAAACCUUUUACGCGCUGUAGUUCUUUUCCAAUACACUUCAAAGUUAUAUAGACUUCUACCAUUUCUUGCUGGACAAACACAGACCGGAUUCAUAUUUGAGUCAGCUUGGGCUAAUUUUGUCAUUAAUCUUCUCACUUUCAUGCUUGCUGGACAUGUUGUUGGCUCUUGCUGGUAUCUUUUUGGUCUGCAGAGAGUUAAUCAAUGCCUUCAAAAUUCUUGCGGUGAUUUUGAGCGUGAAUGUCGAAAUCUUAUAAGUUGUGGUAAUGGAAAUAGCAAUGUAUCUGUAGGAGCUGCCUGGAAAGACAAUGCUUGUUUCCAGGAAGUUGGUUUUCCUUAUGGAAUAUAUUUAAAAGCGGUCAAUCUUACCAAUCAUUCUAGUCUCUUCACAAGAUACAGCUACUCUCUCUUCUGGGGUUUCCAGCAAAUAAGCACUCUUGCUGGAAACCAAGUCCCAAGCUACUUUCUAGGGGAGGUCUUCUUUACUAUGGGUAUCACUGGGCUGGGGCUUUUGCUUUUUGCCCUUCUUAUUGGUAAUAUGCAAAAUUUCCUUCAAGCUCUUGGCAAAAGGAAUUUGGAAAUGACGCUGAGACGGCGUGAUGUGGAGCAAUGGAUGAGCCAUAGACGGUUGCCAAAUGGUAUAAGAAAGAGGGUGCGAGAGGCUGAACGGUUCAACUGGGCUGCUACCAGAGGCGUUAACGAAGAAUUGCUCUUUGAGAAUAUGCCUGAUGACCUUCAAAGAGAUAUAAGACGACACCUCUUUAAAUUUCUCAAGAAGGUGAGGAUAUUUUCGUUGAUGGAUGAAUCAAUCUUAGAUGCCAUCAGUGAGAGGCUGAAACAGAGGACAUACAUAGGGAAUAGCACAGUGUUGCACAGCGGAGGUCUAGUUGAGAAAAUGGUAUUCAUAGUGAGAGGUGAGAUGGAGAGCAUUGGAGAAGACGGUUCUGUUCUUCCAUUAUCGGAAGGCGACGUUUGUGGCGAAGAACUUCUCACUUGGUGCCUCAAACGCUUUUCUGUAAACCCUGAUGGGACGAGAAUAAAGAUGCCACCAAAGGGAUUGGUUAGCAACAGAAAUGUUAGGUGUGUGACAAAUGUGGAAGCGUUUUCGCUGAGUAUAGCAGAUCUUGAAGACGUAGCGAGCUUGUUCUCGAGAUUCCUAAGGAGCCAUAGAGUCCAAGGAGCCAUAAGGUAUGAGUCUCCUUAUUGGAGGCUACGGCAGAUUCAAGUGGCUUGGAGAUACCGAAGGAGACGGCUUCAGAGAGUAUACAGUGCUCAGUCUAGUUACAUCCGUUAGGUUAUAUGCUUCAUUCUCGAUGGAUUGAUGAUGAUAUGUCUCUUGAAUAAGAAUGAACAUUUUGU